CCCUGGUCCAACUUUCAAUUUAUUGUUGAAUUGACUUUAAUCGCAUCGCGUUGUCGCGUGUGUCGCGUCUUUGACAUCUAUCUUCGCAGCUCUACAUUGUCACCGCGAUACCGAUUGCCUGUGAGAUGGCGCUUCCCUUACCGCCCGGCCUCGUGCCAACCGAGGUGGCUUUCCUCUGUGAAAUGGAAAUGGUGACCAUUAUUCCACGCCAAAGACUCGAGUCAAUCUCACUCCUCAGCGGUCAAAUCCCAACACUGCGGCCACCUCACCGCGCACAGCUACCCCUCUGGCUCGCCCUCCUCCUCAAGAAACAAAGACGCGCAAACAUUGUCCCGCCGUCGUGGCUUCACCCCGCCUCGCUCUCCGAGAUAAUCCACCACGAAAUCAACAUCGACCCGGAAGGCUUCUCCCCACCUCCGCCACCCGUCACGCGAUCCGAUGGCCGGGGUAUGGCGCGACCCUACGGCGACUCAAAACCGGGCGACAUGGUCCUCUCCCCGCCGUUCCUGCCAUCAUGCGCCGCCGACGCACCGUCAAGCUACCUGCCGUACCACUGGCUCGAGCUGUCGGAGACGCUGCUGGCGCACGCGAGUGACGAUAUACACGGCGCAGCCGAGGUGCGGACGCUGCUGCGGGACCUGCAGGAGGUGCGGGCGGCCAAGAUGAGGGGCAGCACGACGCAAUUGGAGGGUGGAGGGGGCGUGGUGGGAUUGAGGGGCGUGGGGGCCAUGGAACUGGCGGAGAGUAGGGGGUUUGUGUUGGGAGUCGUGGAAGGGGUCAGGAAGUUGGGGGCUAGCGCUGAGGCGACGAGGAGGGAAGAGGAGGAGGCGAGGAGUGAAGGCGGUGAGGAGAGUGAUGAGGAUAUGGCGUUUGGCUGAGGAGGGCGUUUGGGGGGAGGGGUGAUGAAUUUACGAAGACAUGACGGUAUUUGAGUCUCGGGACAGGUAUGGUGUGCUGGGUUGCGCCUUUAUGGCGACACUCAUCACGACUUGGAAGGCAAGCAAAUGGUUUAGGUUCGUGACAAUUGAACUUUCCAUUUGGAACAUCAAAACAGGCUUGGGUUAUAUACGUAGGGGUAUCUACUUGUCCUUCAAAUAACCUACCCAACAACAAGAAAUAAGCAGUAAAUAGACAACAGAGCCUACAUACCUACCCGAUACGUAC
Pseudomassariella vexata is the source of this 1164-nucleotide messenger RNA. RefSeq lists its product as uncharacterized. Gene Ontology annotation, biological process: double-strand break repair via break-induced replication; DNA replication. The record is from RefSeq and is a predicted model, not a curated record. Lineage: Eukaryota; Fungi; Ascomycota; Sordariomycetes; Amphisphaeriales; Pseudomassariaceae. The transcript has 2 exons. Bases 126 to 878 code for a protein of 250 amino acids. Gene Ontology annotation, cellular component: GINS complex; nucleus.